AUGGCUGUGGCCAUUUAUCAGGGACUGUGGAUGUCGUGUGCGUACCAGAGCACCGGGCAAAUGCAGUGCAAGGUGUACGACUCCAUGCUGCAGCUGGACGCGGCCCUGUCUGCUACUCGUGCAUUGAUGGUGGUUUCCAUCAUUCUGGGCGUUUUUGCAAUGGGAGUGAGUACAAUGGGAAUGAAGUGCACAAACUGUGGUGGUAACGACAAGGUGAAGAAGGCAAGAAUUGCCAUAGUUGGUGGGGUCAUCUUUCUUCUUGGAGGUCUGUGUGCUCUGGUCGGUGCAUCUUGGUAUGGAAACCAAAUCGUUAAAGACUUCUACAACCCAUUCACUCCUGUGAAUACAAAGUAUGAAUUUGGAGCAGCAAUAUUCGUGAGAGAGAGAAGCUGUUUCUUGUUUUAA
Molecule: messenger RNA, 405 nt
Organism: Protopterus annectens (West African lungfish)
Lineage: Eukaryota; Metazoa; Chordata; Ceratodontiformes; Protopteridae
Product: claudin-7-B-like
Exons: 1
Coding region: 1-405 (134 amino acids)
Biological process (GO): bicellular tight junction assembly; cell adhesion
Cellular component (GO): plasma membrane; bicellular tight junction
Molecular function (GO): structural molecule activity
Source: RefSeq, a predicted model, not a curated record